Messenger RNA from Mugil cephalus (flathead mullet), 5164 nucleotides. RefSeq names its product contactin-associated protein-like 4. The transcript is spliced from 24 exons. Bases 332 to 4285 code for a protein of 1317 amino acids. The record is from RefSeq and is a predicted model, not a curated record. NCBI's taxonomy places the organism in Eukaryota, Metazoa, Chordata, Actinopteri, Mugiliformes, Mugilidae.
UGCAGCGUGCUCCACUUUGUGCAGGAAUGAAAGGGAACAGACAGAAUGCGCAUCAGUUCAGAGGCUGUGGAUGUGUGCGUUGCGCAUGUCCGCCUGACGAGAUUUAUUCCCCGACUGGCACCGGGGGGAUGCAGUCCACUAAGUGCAGGCUGUUUUGGGGGGAGCUUCUUUUUUAACAGUGAGUGAAGAGGAGGCGGUGACUGAGGCUGGAGCUACACACGCGUAGUAAAAACCCUUCUCCCCCCGUUCGCGUUUGAGGAGAUCUCUCUUGGAGCUGGAGAGGAGAGGUCGUCCGUCUCUCUCCUCUGCAGCCUCCCCUCCCGCUUCCACCAUGGAUCUGGGGAAUAAAAGAGUCGUCGGGAUUAUCGCUCAGGUCGCCCUGCUCCUCUGCCGCGCGUACGGGACAAGCGGAGAAGAAGCGUGUGACGCCUCGCUGGUGUCCAACCUGCCGCCCUCGUCCUUCAGAAGCUCCUCCCAGUUGUCCAGCAGCCACGCGCCGGGUUUCGCCAAACUCAACAGGAGAGAAGGAGCCGGAGGUUGGUCUCCUCUCGUCUCAGACAGGUAUCAGUGGUUGGAGGUGGACUUGGGAGAACGGACUAAGGUCACAGCGGUCGCUACGCAGGGUCGCUACGGCAGCUCUGAUUGGCUGACGUCCUACCUGCUGAUGUUCAGCGACACGGGACACAACUGGAAGCAGCUCAGACAGGAGGACAGUAUAGGGUCUUUUCCAGGUAACACUAAUGCAGACAGCGUGGUUCAGUACAAGCUGCAGCAGCCGGCCGUCGCUCGCUUCCUCCGCCUCAUUCCUCUUGGCUGGAAUCCCAGUGGGCGGAUCGGACUCCGACUGGAGGCCUACGGGUGUCCUUACACCUCUGAUGUGGUGAGCUUCGAUGGCAGCGCCAACAGCGGUCUGGUGUACAGGCCGAGUCCCACGCUGAGGAGGACGUCCAGGGAGGUCGUCUCUCUGAAGUUUAAAACCCUGAGAAACUCUGGGACGCUGCUGCAUGCAGAGGGGAAGGAAGGACUCGGCCUCGGUCUGGAGUUAGAGAGAGGACGGCUACUGCUGCUGCUGCUAAAACAUGGUUGGACUUCGGCCUCUGAGCCGCGGCGUCUCGCCUCCCUCGGCAGCCUGUUGGACGAUCAGCACUGGCACCACGUCGUCGUGGAGAGGAAAAACACUCACCUCAACCUCACCGUGGACAAACACACGGAGAAAGUUCAGAUCCCUGCAGAGUUCGGCCACUGGGACACCGAACAGCUGAGUGUGGGGUCAGUCCGCAUCCUCGACUCUCGGAAACCGGUCGUCUCCCAGAGGAACUUCCACGGCUGCCUGGAGAAUCUGCUGUACAACGACCACAACCUGAUAGAACUGGCCAAACACAACGAGCAGCAAGUCACAGUCAAAGGCAAUGUGACCUUUUCUUGUGCUGAGCCCGUCUCCGUUGCCGUGACGUUCCCCGGGCCUCACAGCUUCCUCCAGUUGCCGGGGACGACGGCGGCGGCGUCCUCUUCGGGGGGCGUGUCUGUGGGGUUCCAGUUCAGGACGUGGAACAAGGCGGGGCUUCUGCUCACCUUUGACCUCCCUCUGCAAGGCGGCGUGGUCUGGGUGUACCUGAGCGACGCCAGACUCCGGCUCAGGAUUCAGAAAGGUGGACGGACGCUGCUGGAGCUCAGUGCAGGUUCUGCUCUGAACGAUGGUCAGUGGCAUUCGGCCGAUUUCAUUUCCAGACGCGGUCGUCUGACGAUCUCUGUGGAUAAAGAAAAAGGAGGCGUUGCUCACGCUACCCCCUCGUUUCCUGUCGUCACGGGAAGUCAACUCUUCUUUGGUGGCUGUCCCGCUGAAGACGAGCAUCAGGAGUGCGCAAACCCCUUCGGCGUUUUCCAGGGCUGCAUGCGUCUCCUCUCUGUGGACAACCAGCCGGCGGAUCUGAUCAGGGUCCAGCAAAGGCUGCUGGGAAAUUACAGCCAACUGCAGAUCGACAUGUGCGGCAUCAUCGACAGGUGUUCUCCCAGUCACUGUGAACACGGUGGACGCUGCAGUCAGUCCUGGACCGUCUUCCACUGCAACUGCUCUGACAGCGGCUACAGCGGAGCGACCUGCCACAGCUCCGCGUACGAAUCGUCCUGCGAGGCGUACAAACACAACGGAAACACGUCGGGACACUUUUAUAUCGACGUGGACGGCAGCGGGCCGAUAAAACCCCAGCUGGUCUACUGCAACAUGACAGAGGAGAACACAUGGAUGAUGAUCCAGCACAACAACACGGAGCUGACCAGAGUCCGACCGUCUCCGGGCGUGAACCAGCACUCGGUCCACUUUGACUACUCGUCUGCAGACGAACAGCUGCUGGCGGUCAUCGGCCAAUCAGAGCACUGCGAACAGGAGCUGUCCUACCACUGCAGGAAGUCCCGUCUCCUCAACAGUCUGGAGGGCUCUCCGUUCACCUGGUGGCUCGGGGGUCCCGGUCCGGGUCGGGUCCAGAACUACUGGGGCGGAGCUCAGCCGGGCAGCCAGCAAUGUGCCUGUGGCCUCCAGGGAGACUGUGUGGAUCUGCAACACUACUGCAACUGUGACGCCGACCGCAUGGAGUGGACUGAGGACUCGGGCCUCGUCACCCACAAGGAGAACCUCCCCGUCAGGUCUCUGGUGCUGGGUGACAUCCAGAGGCCGGAGUCGGAGGCCGCCUACAGGGUGGGGCCGCUCCGUUGUCAUGGAGACAAGAACUUCUGGAACGCGGCGUUCUUCGACAAGGAGACGUCCUACCUGCACUUCCCCACCUUCCACGCGGAGCUCAGCGCCGACAUCUCCUUCCUGUUUAAAACCACGGCCUCGUCGGGCGUGUUCCUGGAAAACCUGGGCAUCAAGGACUUCAUCCGCAUCGAGCUGAGCUCCUCCACUCAGGUGCUCUUCUCCUUUGACGUUGGUAACGGUCCUCUGGAGGUCCAUGUGGACUCGAGCGUCCCGCUGAACGACAACCGGUGGCAUCGAGUUCGAGCCGAGCGCAACGUCAAGGAGGCGACGCUGAGGCUGGACGAACUCCCUGUGGCCACGCGGGAGGCUCCAGCUGACGGACACUUCCACCUGCAGCUCAACAGCCAACUGUUCAUAGGAGGCACAGCGUCCAGACAAAAGGGCUUCAGAGGCUGCAUUCGCUCCCUGCAGCUCAACGGCGUCACCCUGGACCUGGAGGAGAGGGCGAGGAUCACACCCGGGGUUCGGCCCGGCUGCCCGGGUCACUGCAGCAGCUACGGGUCGCUCUGCCAGAACCAGGGCCGCUGUGUGGAGAAAGAGAACGGCUUCCAGUGCGACUGCAGCCAGUCGGCGUACACCGGGGUCUUCUGCCAAACAGAGGUGUCGGCCAUCUUCAAGUCGGGAACGUCCGUCAGCUACACCUUCAAGGAGCCGUACGAGCUGAGCAGGAACAGCAGUGCCCUGCCGUCCUCCAUCUACUCCGACAUGACGCUGCGAGGAGAGAACGUCUCCCUGAGCUUCAGGACCAACCAGAGUCCGGCUCUGCUGCUCUACGUCAGCUCCUACUACAGAGAGUACCUGGCCCUGCUCAUCAACAAGCACGAUAAGCUGGAGGUGAGAUACAAGCUGGACAGCAGCAGAGAUGUGGAGGUGUUGCGUAGCGGCGUGAGCAGCUUGGCCGACGGGCAGCUGCACGGCGUUACCGUCAGGAGGCUGGCGGACUCCGUGUCCCUGCAGAUUGACCAGAAUGUCAGAGAAGACUUCAACCUGACGUCUGAUGGGGAGUUCAACGCCGUCAAGUCUCUGGUUCUGGGUGGAGCUCAGGAGUCCGAUGACUUGGAUUCAGACGUGGCCAUGUUGGCGUCUCUGGGUUUUACCGGCUGCCUCUCAGUGGUUCAGUUCAACACCAUCAGUCCUCUGAAAGCAGCUCUGCUCCACCGGGACUCCAGCCCCGUCGUCAUCACCGGACCUUUAGUCCAGUCCAACUGUGGCUCGGCAGCUUCAGCCAAUCCCUACGCAGCCGAGAACACGCACCACCUGUCAGACCAGUCCGGCUCAGCGGGUUCAGGUCAACCUUUAGUCAAUGCCAUCAGGACCGACUCGGCUCUUAUCGGAGGUGUCAUAGCUGUUGUGAUCUUUGUGGUUGUGACCGGUCUGGUGAUAACAGCCAGAUUCCUCUACCGAAGAAAAGAGACGUAUCGAAACCAGGAUGUGAAGGGAGUCAAGCAGGAGGACAGCCAGGAUUUUCCUUUUAACGACCAGGCCGACUCCCAGAACGUCUCCAGUGAAAACCCGAAAGAGUUUUUCAUGUAACCGAUGGGACUCAUACUCAGUGAAAUUAUGUUUUUUGUUUGUUUUUUUUUUUGUUUUGUUUUGUUUUUUUGAGACGAGAGCGCAGACAGACGUAUCUGGUCACGCCUCAUGACACUCACUCCGAGCCCGUCACACACUUUGAUGAACACGGUGGCUCGAUGCAAUAUAGGAUGCAAAAAAAAAAAAGUCAGCGCACACAGUUUUGUCUUUGACUGUGUUUUGUGUAUAUACGGAUUCAAACGGACAACAAUUCUGGACGUAGAAGGUGUUGACAUCCUCGUCCCGACAACUGUAAAUAUUAAAAAAUGUAAAUGUUUGAGGCUGCAACAAUCUCUAUCUAAUGUCACUCUGUCUUAUUGAAAAGUUGCAGUGAGCCAGGGCGCUGGGAAUGAUUUGGCUGACGGCACUUUUCUACAAGGGCCCCGAAUGGAUGUUUGCUUAAUUGGAAGUGCAAAUGUUUGACACUUAACCGGGGCCCUCAGGAAGAGUGCUUCUGUAAGAGCUGGUGUUUGUUCAUGUGUAAUGGCUUUUUAUUAUGUGGGCAGCCUUGGGGGAAUAACAUUGUGACAGUGUGGAGCCUUGAAACUGUUUAAAGGGAAAUCUGUGUGAGUUUGGACCCUUGAACAUUAUCAGAGCGCAUGCAGCCGGCAUACAUCGGUGAAGGUUCUCAGUCGUACAGAUCAUGGUGUACCCAAAUCCCCCUCAAAAAAACGAAGGUAAAACAAAGGCUACUUAUGAGUUUUCUUGAAAACAUUUCAUCCAAGUAGCUUCUUUGGUUCGUCUUAGGUACGUCUUUUGCUGGUGUCUCUUUUUUUUUUGUUUUUGCUCCUUUUUCACAGUCACUGGGACUUAAACGACCCAAUAAAGCUCCAAAAACUC